This is a messenger RNA of Toxotes jaculatrix (banded archerfish), 3991 nucleotides long. Its product is annotated as carcinoembryonic antigen-related cell adhesion molecule 1-like. The coding region runs from base 2041 to 3744 and encodes 567 amino acids. The record is from RefSeq and is a predicted model, not a curated record. Lineage: Eukaryota; Metazoa; Chordata; Actinopteri; Toxotidae. The transcript has 15 exons.
AUUUGAACAGGUGCAUCUUGGUCGUCUGUAAUUCCUUUUUUUUUUUUCGCGGUUGAACAGCGCGGGAGAUGCACGGAGGAAGGCGGUAAGGGACGGUUGUGUAGAGUAAUAGCACCAGUGACUGAUGUAGAGGUAAAUGCCAGCAGCACAGACUUAGUGGAGUACUUAUUAAGUGGAGAACUUAAUAAGGAGAGGCCUUGUCCUAAUGACUUUUCAUCAUGCUCACCUCUUCGGCCCAGAAAAUGUAAAUUUGAAGCUGCUUCCAUCGCAACACCACUUUAUGGAGGAGUCAAACAUCAGCCUGUCCUGCUCAGCUGACUCCAGACCUGCUGUCCAGUUUCAGUGGUUUGUGAAUGGAGACCUGAUGUCUGAUACUGGACCAGAGCUCAGACUGAUGAACAUUCAGGAGAGUCAGAGUGGAAACUACAGCUGUCAGGCCUUUAACUUCAAAACUAUGAGAUCUCAAGCAUCUCAACCUUCAGUCAUAUCUGUACUUGAAAGAAUAUCAGGUGCUUCUAUCACAAAUCAGCCACAUCAGCCAAGUGAAGGGAACUCGACCAAGUUAACCUGUGAGGCUGGUGGCUCGGUCUUCACCAGGAAGUGGAUGAAGGAUGGCUCAGAUCUGAUCCCGACCAAAAACAUGGCCUUUUAUGACGAGAACAAAGUGUUGUCUUUUUGUUCUCUGAAGAAAACAGACAGUGGAGAAUAUUCCUUAACCCUGUCAUCAGUGAUGAAGCCAAAUAUGUUAUGGUUGUUAAUUGUAUGUAACACAUUGUACAUUUACUGUUCAAACACAGGGUGGUAUCAGAUUAUUUUUAUUUUUAUAAACUCUAUGUGUAGGAACGUUUACAUUUUAUAUCACAUAUAAUAUCAAAUUUCAUGAACUGGCUAAAAGCAAUAUGCAUACAUAUACUGUAGGCUGCACAAAUUUGACAUACUCGAAAAAAGAAAAUCAGUCCACACUGUACGUUCUAUAUUGUUUAUAUGUAACAAAUUUAUGAAUCUCACAUCAAUAUUGCUGCUUUAACGAUCCCACAAAUACCUGUUUUUCAGAUGGACCAGAGAAUGUUAAAAUCACAGGUCCAACAAAAGUAUACGUGGACCAGACCUUAGUAAGCUGUUGUACUUCUCUGCUGAGUCCACACCAUCUGCUACUUACACCAGGAUACUGAAUGAGAAAGAGAUACUAUGGGAUUCGUCUGUGUGGAUUAAGGACAAGAGUGAACAGUGGGCAAUACAUCUGUCAAGCAAGAAACUAUGUCACUGGGAGAACAUCUGGAGAACGUAGACUGUGAAUGUACCUGGAAGUCUUUCAGCUGGUUCCAUUGCUGGAAUAGUAAUGGCAUGUUUUGGGGUUACUGGGGCUUUUGGUGGAGCGUUCUACAUUUAUCGUAACAAACUUUUUUCCCCCUAAGGAAGUAGGAAGAAGAACAAGCAAAUUACUAUGGAUUAAUCAUUUGACUUCAUACUGUCGACACAAAACCCUUUGUGUUGAAGCCUGUGUUGUGUGUGUUCUCAUUUUCAUUUGUGAUAAAUUCAGUUUUAUAACUAUAUUCGCAUUAUGUUUAUGACAUGAUUAUAUUUGAAUUUAUUUUAAUUUUUUUUUUGAAGAGGACUUUGACCUGCCAUUCCCUUGAACUACAAGAGAGCAGGGAGCUGAAGGAGGGUAAACUGGACUGAACAAAUAUUGCAAAGCAGGACAGUCCUUACAACAAAAUACAGACCAAACCUGCAACCACAGUAAGACCCCUCUGAGCAAACCCCUGACAGUCAUGCCAUGUUUUUGACAACAUAAAAACAUAAUUCCCCACUGAUGUACUGCAAAAUCUUUUCUUUACCAAUUAAAAGGUUGUUGUGCUCAUAGUUUACAUUAAUGAUCAACAGAGGUGCAGGUGCAAGUAGGUGAUAGUCCCAGAGCUGGGAAAUCACUAAUCACUUCCUCAUACUGCCCACACAUCCUGAAACCAGCGAAGGGAAAGUUAAGGAGAGAACGACAAAACCAUUCUUUUCUUUCUUAUACCUGAUGAUACUGUAGAUGAUAUGGACACAGCUGUGUUGUGUGUCAUCACACUGGGAGUCAUCUCAGGUGUGUCUGAAGGAGCUGGUGUGUUGCCAGAUGAUUCUCUGAAUGCAGCUGUGGGAGGUUCAGUGAUAAUCAGCACAACACUGAGUCCACCAGGAACACCAUUUCUGUCAGUGACCUGGACCGUUGGUGUUAAGGAGAUAAUAACCUCAGCUAUUUCAAACUUCACUGAACCAGAGUAUGAAGGCAGGAUCACCCUCUUCAGAUCUACUGGAUCUCUGGAGCUGAGGAAUUUGACUCUUACUGACAGUGGGGAAUACAGAGUCAGUAUUAUACCAGCUGAUGGAGGAUCUCAGUCAGGACACACCAGACUGGAAAUACAUGUGCCUGUGUCCAAUGUAAGAAUAACUGCCAACAGCACAGACUUGGUGGAGUUCAACAGCUCUGUCAGUCUGUCCUGCUCCUCCUCUGGAUCCUCCCUCUCUUUCCUCUGGCUGAACGGCAGCUCUGAGGUUACAGCCAGUGAGAGAGUUCAGCUCACUGAUGGAAACUCCACUCUGUCUAUAUACAAUGUGACCCGCUAUGACCAGGGACCAUUCAGGUGUCGUGUUUUCAAUCUGGUCAGUGAUGGCACCAGUGGUCCAGUAAACCUCUCUAUCAGCUUCGGCCCGGAAAAUAUAAAUUUGAAGCUGCUUCCAUCAGAAGACCACUAUGAGGAGGGGUCAAACAUCAGCCUGUCCUGCUCAGCUGUCUCCAGACCUGCUGCUCAGUUUCAGUGGUUUGUGAAUGGAGACCUGCUGCCUGAUACUGGACCAGAGCUCAGACUGAUGAACAUUCAGGAGAGUCAGAGUGGAAACUACAGCUGUCAGGCCUUUAACAACGUAACUAUGAGAUAUCAAACAUCUCAAACUUCAGUCAUCUUUGCUCUAAAGAGAAUAUCAGGUGCCUCUGUGAAAUCAUCAACAAACCAGUCAGUUGAGGGAAACUCUGUCAACUUAACCUGUGAAGCUUCUGGCACUAUCUUUACCAGAAAGUGGAGGAAGGAUGGCUCAGAUCUGAUCCUGAAUGACAACAUGAUACUUUACAACAACAACAGAGUGCUGUCUUUCCAACCUCUAAAGAGACCAGACAGUGGAGAAUAUUCCUGUGAUAUCAGCAACCCUGUCAGUAGUGAAGAAGCUAAAUACAGCAUGGUUGUUAACUAUGGACCAGAAAAUGUUCAAAUCAAAGGUCCAAGAGAAAUAACUUUGACACACACCUUAAAAUUAAACUGCUCUGCUGAUUCCACACCAACAGCUAUUUACACCUGGAAAGUGAAUGACACGGAGAUACUCAGCAAUUCUGCUGUGUUCACUAAAAAAGUCACUGAACUUUCUGACAGUGGAAACUACACAUGUGAAGCAACGAAUCAUAUAACUGGGAGAACAUCAUCUGCAGUGCAUGGGUUGUCUGUAACAGAAACACCUGGAGGACUUUCAGCUGGUGCCAUUGCUGCUAUAACAAUAGUCACCUGUUUCAUCGCUGCUGUUGGAGCUGCUGGAGGGUACUGGAUUUUCAAAAAGAAAACGAACAAAAAUCACCAGCCACAUAAAACAAAUGACGAGAGCCUGCACCAACAAAAGAAGAGACACAAUUGUUUGUUUGUUUUUUUAGAACCAAAACAAUUUUUUCCUUUUCCAUUGGGUUUUAUUCUUUUUUUUCUUUUUUUUUUUUUUAAAUAGAAUAGUAAGUUUGAAUACAGGAAACAUAACAGUUAAUGGGUCAGUAAGUAAGCCUUGAAGUUGACACAGUCUCAACAAAGCUGUAUUCUAGUACAUAUGACUUUUCCUCCUUGCAGUAACAGAAAUGUCACUGAAGUGAAAUUUCUUUUUGUGUGAGACUAGGAUGGGCUUUUGAUGACUUUUUGUCUAGUUGAUCAAUCCUCAAAAUCAAAUACUAUAAUAUUAUCAAAGCAGUUUGAUUAUAUGA